Messenger RNA from Plasmodium adleri (nom. inval.), 726 nucleotides. RefSeq names its product ribonuclease P protein subunit RPR2, putative. Gene Ontology annotation, cellular component: nucleolar ribonuclease P complex. The coding region runs from base 1 to 726 and encodes 241 amino acids. The transcript has a single exon. The record is from RefSeq and is a predicted model, not a curated record. Gene Ontology annotation, biological process: tRNA processing. NCBI's taxonomy places the organism in Eukaryota, Apicomplexa, Aconoidasida, Haemosporida, Plasmodiidae.
AUGAGUAACAUUAACAGUGAAACAUGGAACAACACUGAUAAAUUAAAACGAAAAUUAAGUGACAUAUAUGAUACUGAGAAUGAUAAAAAUGAUGAAUUAAAAAAUACAUCUAAAGUUUUAAAAAAUAAUCCAAUAGAAGAAUGUAAUACUGGCAAAGGAAAUAAUGAUACUUGUAAUACUUUUUAUGAAGAACAUAUGAAUAAUAAUGAAGCGAAAAACUAUGUAGUACAAAAUUUUGAUGGAAUUGAAAAGUCUGAAAACAAAGAACCAUGCAUGAAUGAAUCAAAUCAAAAAAAGAAAAGGAAAAAGCAUAAUAAAAAAAAAAAUAAUAAUAUGGAAAUGGGAAAGCCAUUAAAACAAAUGGUUAGAAUAAAUUAUUUAUUACAAGCAUCCUUUUUAAUGAAUAACAUGAAUCCCAAUAUAUCUAGGGAAUAUAUUAAAACAAUGAGAAGACUAUCUAACAAGUUUUUAAUAAAAUAUGAUAGAAAAUUUAAAAAGCUAUUUUGUAAAAAGUGUAAUUCAGUUCUUAUUCCAAGUGAAACAUGUGAUGUUUUUGUAAAUCCAUUAAAUUUACAAAAAAAACAUAAGCAAAUAAAUAAUAAUUAUGAUAUUAAGGAACUCAUAGAAGAAUCAACAAAUACUAAUAAUAUGAAACCAAGAGAUGAAUAUUUAGUUUCAUAUAAAUGUAAACAUUGUCAACAUUAUACCAAGCUUGUAUAUGAAUAG